AUGGCCGACUACAACAAGCUUCAUCCCACAAAGCCAAGAGCUCUUACUACCAAACAACAAGCUGCUUUAGAUGCUUUUGACAAGCCGAGUAACCUAGGCAAACGGGUGACUACUAAGAAGGAGACAACCGAGCAUAAACCCUCUAAGCCUUCCAAAAGCAAGAAGCAAAAGUCAGAGACAGAAAGUUAUUCUAAGCCGAAGAAGAUCAAACGAAUGGCACGAAAACCUAGGGAUUCAUCUCCUUCUCAAUCUGACAACGAAGAUGAUGAAGAAGCCGCAUCUCCACAUGUGUCUCCAAGAGGUAAUAAUCCACCUCGAUCUCCUUCCCCAACUCAAGAAGUCAACAUUCCGACUCCACCUCCAUCACUAAAACAAUCCCCUCCUAAACCAGAAGAUGUUAAAAUUCCAACUCCACCCCCUUCACCAAAACAAACAACCCCAAAACUAACACCACCGAAACAGCCAACUCCAAUACCGACACCGAAAGUUCCAGUUGUGGUUGUUCCCACUUCUACAACCGAAACUUCUCUACCACCUCCACCAGUAUCUUCUAUUUCUAUUUCCACAACACCUUUAUCUACUCCAAUCAUUACCCCAGUCAAACCCACUACAAUCCCUGAACAAACAGCAAGGGUCAACGUAUCUAAUACGAGGGCACCUACUGUAUCCAACACCCCUGUCAUCACUAUACCUCCCUCGCCAACCAAUCAACUGGUUCUGGUGAUACUCUUGGAGGCGACAAUGUUGAGUAUGACUCCACAUACUUUAGUCCCUAUCUAUACUGAAGCUCCUAUCAACCGCCAACACUUAGACAAUAUUCAUGAGAAGUUGGAUAAAUUGCUUGCUGAUACGAACGCCUAUGGAGGGGUUAUUCUUAAAGCUUUUGUGGAGACAUCUAUAGAGCAAUAUACACAAGCUAUGUAUAAAUCAACCGAUGCCAUCAAAGAAUCGACUUCAGUUUGCAAGAAAGCUUCUGCUAAUGUUACUGAAGUUAUUUGCACAACUCAGAUCUUUUUAGAUUCUUUGAAAGGGCAUGCGGAUACGAAUGUAGCUAACAUUCGUGAAUCGGUUGCCUCUCUUUCUCAGUCUUUAAAGGAAGAACAAACGAAGUUUGAAGAAGUUCGUUCCUCAAUGAAAGCUGAUAAUACCUCUCUCAUUAGAUCGGUUUCCUCCAAACUGGACUCUCUGCAUGCAGAUAUUGCCAAAGAGGGUGCUCUAAAAGAAGAAAUUGCAAGACAAGCCUCUACAAUCACAGUCCAUCACGUGCAACUUGCUCAGGCAGAGAAGGAGAUUUCAUUUUGUGCCAAUGAUGUUAAGGACAUGUUGACGAACAUACUUGGUGCUUAUGAUCCAAUUCUGACUCUCACCAUUCGCAAUCAUCUCACAACCAAACUGCUUCCCGCCCUUGCUAUUCUUCAUGAAACGAAAGGUGUUUCGUAG
Molecule: messenger RNA, 1440 nt
Organism: Lactuca sativa (garden lettuce)
Lineage: Eukaryota; Viridiplantae; Streptophyta; Magnoliopsida; Asterales; Asteraceae
Source: RefSeq, a predicted model, not a curated record